AUGCUUUUGGUUUAUGGCGGAGCCCUGAAUAACGGCAACAGAGCACGUAGACUUUAUGGAGAGCUGUAUCCCACGAGAAGGUUGCCUAGUCAUGAUACGUUUGCAAAUACUUAUAGAAGGCUACGUGAAACUGGCAAAUUGCAACACAGGGAACCAGGAGUACGUGGAAGACCACUUGAUGUUGCUGUGGAUGAGCGUAUCUUGGCGGCUUUUGACGAUGAUCCCACUAUAAGCAUUAGAAAAGUAGCGACUGAACUCGGCUUUUCUGUAUGGAAAGUGUGGUCGGUUCUCCGCAACGAUUGCAAGCACCCAUUUAACCUCACCCCAGUGAAAGCGGAAGACUUUGCUCUCCCACUUGAUAAUAGUAAUAAUGUUCAGCAAUCUAUAGAAAACGCUAAUAGUAAUGUUCAGCAAUCUAUGGAAAAUGCUAAUAGAAUCAUUCAUGAUAAUAAUAAUAAAUCUGAUGGCGUUUGUGAAGAUAAUCAAGACUGUUUGGUAGAAGAUGAAGGUCAAGAAGAGAAACUACCACGGCUUGAUGAUGAUGCCGCUGUGGACUUGAAAAUAAUUAGAUUUACCAACCGAACACAUAUGGCAAAGAUGUUCGAGCCACAUGAUGAUAGCGAAGAAAAGAAUCCCGAUAGUGAAAAUGAAGAAAACGAGUUCUUUGAAAGAGAUGGACCUUCUUUGAUACUUCAAUCGAAUCCACGUUACGGAAUUAGUGAUUCGGGAGAUCUGCUAUGCAUCAAUUGUUCUAAUGAUGCAAUAAUCGCAACUGGGGAUAUGACGGUUAAUUCUGGUAUUGAUGUUUUACCAGGGCAGAUUUUAAUUCGUGAUCCAUGGGAAUCUAUGACUGUAUCCGAACUCCUAUUUUGUAUUAAAGAAACACAUACGAUCACGACAAAGUUGAACUAA
Molecule: messenger RNA, 912 nt
Organism: Parnassius apollo (apollo)
Lineage: Eukaryota; Metazoa; Arthropoda; Insecta; Lepidoptera; Papilionidae
Source: the annotation of a GenBank genome assembly